CUUCCAUUUCUUAUUUGUCUUUAAAUACUAUUCCAAUCUCAAACGAAAGGUUGUUUUGUCUCUUUUCUCUUUCUUCUUCAUCUCCAUCUUCAUCUUCAUCAUCCUCUCAUUUCUGUUCUUUUUUUCUCUGUUCGAUUCAUUGCUUUUCUAUACCAUAAACAUUAAUGUAAGAAGUGUUCGGAUCUUUAUAUUGUUGUGUUGAAUUCGAGCAUGACUACAAGAUUCAAAGGGCUUUAUCACAAGAGCUUCAAGUGUUUCUCCGACAUUUUUGAUGAGGAGGAGGAAGAGAUGGAAAUUGGAUAUCCAACAGAUGUCCGACACGUCUCACAUAUUGGUUGGGAUAGUUCAUCGAGUAGUGCACCUAGUUGGCUACAUGAAUUCAAGACGAGCAACAAUGUUUUAGAGCCAAACUCAUCGUGGCCAUUUCAAGAUUUGAAAUCAGCGAUGGAGGCAUUUGGAGAAGUUCAAAGCAGCAAAGAGAUGGAAAGAGAAACAACAAAACAAAACCUGAAGAAGAAACUCUCUUCAAAAGCUUCUCUAUUGUGUAAUUCAUGGUCACCAAGAUUCUCAAGAUCAAGCAAGGUCCUUGCUUAAUUAUUUUUCGUUUCUAAUUUCCCAUGCCAUUGUUUAUAUAAUAAUAUAUGUAGAGAAUAUAGGUGAGAUAUCAAUCUUAAUGCUUCCGUUCAAGAUAUCAAGUGUGUACAAAUUAAUACUCAUAUUGUCUUUGCAAUGAUAUUGGAAUGGUUUUACUUUUUUUUUUAUCUAUGAUUAU
Molecule: messenger RNA, 772 nt
Organism: Camelina sativa (false flax)
Lineage: Eukaryota; Viridiplantae; Streptophyta; Magnoliopsida; Brassicales; Brassicaceae
Product: CRIB domain-containing protein RIC9
Source: RefSeq, a predicted model, not a curated record